Molecule: messenger RNA, 671 nt
Organism: Carcharodon carcharias (great white shark)
Lineage: Eukaryota; Metazoa; Chordata; Chondrichthyes; Lamniformes; Lamnidae
Product: microfibrillar-associated protein 2-like
Exons: 4
Biological process (GO): embryonic eye morphogenesis
Cellular component (GO): microfibril
Source: RefSeq, a predicted model, not a curated record
GUGCCCCAGCCAACCGACUUCUUCAACUUCCCCGCAGAGUGCCGGGAGGAACGGUACCCGUGUACCCGCCUGUAUUCGGUCCACCAUCCACUGAAGCAGUGCGUCCACAGUCUGUGUUUCUACAAUCUGCGGAGGAUGUACGUGGUCAACAAGGAGAUCUGCAUGCGGACGGUCUGCCAGGAGGAAGAGAAGAUUAAAGCGGACCUCUGUCGGACUCAGUUUGGAUGGCCUCGGCGCUAUCGCAGGAACAAUGGGGUCCGACAGCGAAUUCGUUGCAAGGAUCUUGUUCCUUGAGCGCUGACGACGCCUGGGGGGGGUGGACAGGCUGCGAUGUGGGGGAGGGAGGUGGAGGCUGGGGUAGUGGGUGUGGCGCGGCUGGGUGGGUGUGUGGGAUGGGGGGAGUGGGAGGGCUGGGGAGUGGUGCGGGGGGUGGAUGUGACAGUGUUGGUCCGGGAGCUGCAGUAACGGGGCCGAUUUGUUGUUGGAGGGGGGGAAUCUCUGUACCUCCCGACUCUUUCCUCCACUCCCCAACCCCCACUGACAUCACCGAUUCCCCCCCCACCCCCCGUCUCCCCAUCUCCCACUCCCGGCGCCACUCCCCCUUCCCCUCCCCCCCAUCCACCUCUCCCUGCUCCGGGGACGAGGCCAAGACAUGGUGCUACCCCUUCCCC